AUGGCGCGAGGCGCCACGAUGCAGUCCAAGGCCAUCAAAUACUUUGCGCCGACCGAGUCGGCCAAGGUUGCGGUCGCCACCGAUGCACCAACACUGCCCACGUCCAAGGGCGCCGAAGCCGUCAAGAAGCAGACGAGCUAUACGACGAGCGCGCUCUUGGCGUACAAAGUCGACACGUUCAUUUCGACGCGACGAGGCCAAACCAUCACGCUGGUUUCGUUUGGCACCGUGUUUACGAUCCUAAUCGGCCUUCUCAUCAGCGUGAUUGAACUCGAGCUCACAGUGCCCGAGGCGAUCUGGGAGGCGUGGAUGUACAUGACCUUUCCAGGUGCGCAGCGCGAGGCCGUGAGCUGGGACCAUCGGGCAAUCGCGAUGAUCGUUUCGAUUAUCGGCAUUCUCUUCUUUGCCGUCAUUCUCGGCUUCGUCGUUGACAGCGUCCGGGAAAAGAUGGACUCGCUCAAGAAGGGCAAGAGCAACGUCGUCGAAGAGAACCACACGCUGCUCUUGGGCUGGACCGACAAGUCCAUUUACCUCGUCAAAGAGCUGUGUCGCGCCAACGAAAGCGAAAAAGGCGGCGUCGUCGUCGUGCUCGCCGAACUCGAAAAGGAGGAACUCGAAGCCGAGCUACACUCGCACAUGCAUCCGGAUGAUUUCCUCGGCACCAAGGUCGUCUUUCGAACCGGGAACCCGCUCUUGAUUGUCGAUUUGAAAAAAGUCUCGGCGCACACGGCACGAAGCAUUGUCAUCAUGGCCACCGUCGGUGACGCCGACAAGUCGGACGCGGCGGUGUUGCGCAUCAUUUUAUCUCUUCUUGGCCUUGACUCGCUUCGCGGCCACAUUGUUGCCGAAGUCCGUGACAUUGACAACGAACCACUCAUCUCGCUUGUUGGUGGCGGUGCGGUCGAGUCCCUCGUGUCCCACGACGUGAUUGGACGACUUGUAAUCAUGUCGGCGCGGUCCCCGGGUCUCGCCAAAGUCUUCCGCGCCGUCUUGGGCUUUGAAGGCAACGAAUUCUACAUCAAGGAGUGGCCAACCUGCGUCAACGUACCGUUUGGGCGGCUACAAGCCUACUUUGAGGAUGCGAUUCCGAUUGGUGUCGAGACGACUGACGGUGACAUCGUCAUCAAGCCGGGCAAGGGCCGCUCAAUGCGUGCGGGCGAAAAGAUCAUCUUUCUUGCCGAAGACAACGACUCGUACAAGGUGCGCGAGACACCGAUCGAGAUUCCGUCCUGCCGCGACUACCCACUCGGCGUGACGGAGCGCCACAUCGAGAAGAUUCUCAUGUGUGGGUGGCGACGCGACAUUCGUGACAUGAUCAAACUCAUCGACGACGUUGCAAUGCCUGGAUCCGAGGUGCACUUGCUGUGCGAGGACCCCCCGAUCGAAGAGCGCGACGCGCAGCUCGUCGAGGCCGGCUUGGAUUUGGCCUCUCUUCAGAACAUUGCGCUGAUCCACCAGUAUGGCAACACUGCCAUCCGGCGCCACGUGGACCAGCUCCCACUCGAGAUGUACACAAGUGUCAUGAUUCUCGGCGACCAAGCGCGGGAAACCGACAUUCUGCACUCGGACUCGCACUCGCUCUCAACCGUGCUCUUGCUGCGCGGGCUCCAAGCAGCGCGGCGGCGCAAGGCCAAACAGCGGCUCUUCACACAGGAGGUCGCCGACUCGAUCGCCAAGUGGAUCCAGAAAGGCAGCCCCGAGAAGCAUUCGUCGUGUCCGUGCAUCGCAGAAAUCCUCGACCCGCGCACGCAAAAGACGAUUGCGAGCAACAAGACGAUCUCGAUGCACUCGGAGUUCAUCCAGUCCAAUGAGCUCGUCUCUUGCAUGCUGGCCAUGAUCUCCGAGUCGCGCGAAGUCAAAAAGAUCAUCAACGAGUUGCUUGGCACGGUCGGAUGUACCUUCUCCGUCGAGCCACACACACGCUACUGCGCGAAGGAUGAGAUGCUCUCGUUCUAUCAAGUGGCCAAGCGCGCGCUGGUUCACGACGAAGUGCUCUGCGGAUACCAGCUGUGCACGGCCAGCGAUGGAACGGAGCUCAACCCGCCAAAGAAGAACGUCAUCCGGAGCUGGAACGACAUGGACUUCGUCAUCAUCCGCGACAAGCGCAAGAAGAGCGAAGAGAAGAAGCUGCAGCUGAUGGAGACGACGACAACGGCGUUCGCAGACAUGGCCCGACAUCACCGCGUCCAUGGACUCAUCGACAGCCACAACGAGACUCUCGUCGAGCACAUGGAGGGCGUUGACGCCAUGCCCAAAGCCGACGACCGCCAAAUCAUCGAGGUCACGCGAGACGUCUUGCAGCGUCUCUCAGGCAAGCUCUCGGUCAUACUCAAGGAGUGCGAGCGUCGCUCUUCCGCCGUGCAUCUGUCGCCCGCGUAA
Molecule: messenger RNA, 2379 nt
Organism: Saprolegnia parasitica CBS 223.65
Lineage: Eukaryota; Oomycota; Saprolegniomycetes; Saprolegniales; Saprolegniaceae
Exons: 5
Coding region: 1-2379 (792 amino acids)
Biological process (GO): monoatomic ion transport
Source: RefSeq, a predicted model, not a curated record